AUGUCCUGGGGAUGUUGUCCUGGCCCAGGGACGUCUCAGGUACAAUGGCAUCCCUGGGCCGCGCUAGUUUUUGUGAAUUGUGAUGUCCUGGGGACAGCAUCCCGUCCCAGGGACGUCUCAGGUGCGAUGGCAUCCCUGGGAUGCACUGAUUUUUCUGGAGUGCCCUGGGUUCAGCUCCACCAACAAACUUGUACCACCACUGCCUCGUCUUCAAGCUUCAACCAGAGUGACCUCCUCAUCAUGUCGAACUCGGAGGACCCAUCCAGCUCUCAAGGGGCAGCAACGAUUCGUGCAAUUGAUUCACAUUCGGUCCAGAAAAUCACUUCGAGUCAGGUCGUCGUCGAUCUACAGACGGCGGUCAAAGAAUUAGUCGAAAACAGUCUCGACGCAGGUGCGACGAUUAUUGACGUCAAGUUCAAAAACUACGGACUAGAAUCCUUCGAAGUUUCAGAUAACGGGACCGGGAUACGAGAACAAGAUUUAGACACCGUCGGGUUGAACCAUCACACAUCCAAAAUUUCAAGCUUUGAUGAUCUGGCGCAAGUCAAGACUUUUGGGUUUAGAGGGGAGGCUCUCAGUAGUUUGUGCGCACUUGCCAAAGUCACAGUCCAAUCGGCUACAGCUGCAACUGAACCAAGAGGAUGGAUCUUAGAAUUCGAUAAAAUGGGAAAAGUGACUUCCAAAAAGACCUGUUCGCGGCCUAAAGGAACAACGGUCAAUGUUCAGUCUUUGUUUCACAACUUACCCGUCAGACGAAAACAGUUUUCUAAGGAUUUUAAAAAGCAUUUCGCGCACGCUCAAACCUGGCUGCAAGCAUAUGGCCUAAUAUCUACGAAUCUCUCUCUCAACGUCUCCAAUCAUCCAGCCAAAGGAAUCAAGACGUUCCAAUUCCAGACGAAGUGCAACAGUCAAAUCAAGCAAAACUUUUCCAAUAUCUUCACCCCUAAGGCUUGUAAUAUGAUGGUUGAUCUUGAACUCAGGUUCAAAGUUAAGCCAGAUCGUACGGUGCUUCGAGCGCUAGGGCUACCCAUAGAUUCCACCUCUGAAGAUCUAGGGACAACAGUUUUGGUGAAAGGUUUAAUGUCUCGCCCUGCGCAUGGUCAAGGUCGAAACUCACCUGAUCGCCAGUUCUAUUACAUCAACGGACGACCCUUCACGCCAUCUAAAAUUUCGAAAUGCGUCAACGAAGUCUACAAGCAAUUCAACACCAAUCAAUACCCUGUACUCCUGGCAAACUUCAUCUUACCCUCAGACUCUUACGAUCUCAACAUAGAUCCAAACAAGCGCUCUAUUUUCCUCCAUAGCGAAGGCAAUCUGAUUGAAGCUUUGCGGGAAGCUCUGGAUUCUUUCUGUCAACCUUACCGGUCGACGUUCUCUGCUUCCCAGCUCACCUCUAUCUCAGAUAGUUUUCUCUCACCCUCUCUCAAAAUGACACUCACUCAACCCACUUCAUCAAAGCGCAAGACCUCGGCUGUGCAAACCGUUGCUGAUCAAGAUCAACACGAUCAAAGCGAGAUCGGAUCUCAACCCUGUGAUAGUUUGGAUUCGUUGAAUCACAAAAGGCCCAGACUCGAUGAAACAGCAAUGUCCUCUCAAAACGUCACCAUAGACAAUUUUCCCUCUGAAGUUACCGAGGGGAAAGACACUCUUUGCAAGGCGAUAUCUCCUUCUCCACCUCACGAAACCUUUCUGGACAAGUCACCGUCCCAUCACUCUAGUGAAACUUCAGAUCAUGAAUCAAUCGUCAAGGCGUCUGAGAUUAUCGCGAUCCCACUCACCGCAACUGAAAACUCGCCGGAACCUACUCCACGCAAGAACCCUGAUCGUGAGGCUGAUUCUAUCGAGUCGCACAAUCCUUCGACCUCGGAAUUUUCACUCGAUAAACCAGAUUGGGUCCCCAGUAUCUUGAGGGAUCCAACUGCUGAAACCCCUCGGAAAAUGGUUCAAAUGACUCUAUCGACAUCGGGAGCCAGCUGGAAUACGAAAGACAGAACUACUCAUCCCACCAAAUUGAGUUCGUCUCAUAAGAGAAAGCCGGUCAGCAGCUCAGAGCGCAUGAGGAGCAACAUCCAGCGUUUCACGCUAGGCGGGCCCGUCAAGCCUGUGCAACUCCCAAGCGACAAGGAGGAUGAAGACGAUGAGCUGAUGUCUGAAGAUGAUCAACUUUCUCAGUCCAAUAUACAGGAUGAAUUGGAAAAUGUGACUCAAGAACAACGGAAUACAGAAGAUCACUCGAGUCCUCAGCCUCUGGAACCAAUCAAGAUAUCUGAUGAACUUCCUGAAGAAGAGGAGCCAAUGCACUUAGCCUCUUCCCCCACCAAUCUCGCCGUCGAUCUCCCCAGCUCUAAUCUUCACAUGGCGCGGCCAGGUCAGAAGCCGGUUGUGGUCUUGGUGAAACCUCAGUCAACUUACAGUCACACGCGACGUGUCGUACGGGAGAAAGAAAUCAUUCCUUCCAGGGAUCCUGCUGUUGUCAACCUAUCGGUUCAACUGGAAGACAUUACAAAGGUAUGGGAAGCUUGUAAACACCACCAGUCAACCAUCGGCACGAAAGCGAAGACCUGCAGUGAUAGUGAACUUGAAGGGGCUGGCUUGAAUCAAACUGAAACGGAGGCUGAAACGACCUUGAGCCGAAACGUGCAGAAAGCCGACUUCGAACAUAUGGAAAUCAUUGGCCAGUUCAACCUCGGCUUCAUCAUUGUUCGUCGAAUAGAUGAAAAACAUUCAACAGAUGAUUUGUUCAUCGUUGAUCAGCACGCUAGCGAUGAAAAGUUUAACUUUGAAAAACUGCAGAGGGAAACAAAACUGACCGGCCAAAGGCUUUUAAUCCCCAAGAUGUUAGAUUUGACAGCAGCAGAAGAGAUAACAGUGAUGGAUAAUUUGGAUAUAUUAGAGCUCAAUGGGUUUAGUGUCCAGGUUGAUGAGUCUGCGAAAGUAGGUGAACGGGUAAAAUUGCUUGCCCAGCCAGUCUCAGGAAACACCAGCUGGGACGUUUCAGAUCUAGGGGAACUUCUCCACUUGAUCACCGAGCGCGGAUCCAAUGAGGUCGUUCGACCCAGUAAGACUAGACGGAUGAUGGCAUCCAGGGCGUGCCGUAUGAGCACGAUGAUCGGAGACAGCCUCACUGUAAAGCAAAUGGCCCGAAUCGUCAGUCAGAUGGGAACAAUGGACCAGCCGUGGGCUUGUCCCCAUGGCAGACCAACAAUGCGUUGGUUAGCUCGAUGUGAUGAGAAUCACAAACCGUUCGAUCCUAGAUACCGCAUCUCCAACUGGAUCACUGACAAGCUGAAUUUCUGAAAUUGAUCGUUUUUGUGUAUCGUCAAUCGAUUUGUGAUCAAUUUGUCAAAAUAACCAGCAAAAAUUGGAAUGCAUUAACAUUCAUCUUGUUCUGGAUAAUCACACCCACUUUCAAAUCCAUGGAUACACUUAACAAAUAAAUAUUGGCUGUUAUUGCAGUGAAGUGCAGUGACCCAGGGUUAAGGGCUCCCAU
Messenger RNA from Puccinia graminis f. sp. tritici CRL 75-36-700-3, 3490 nucleotides. RefSeq lists its product as uncharacterized. Gene Ontology annotation, cellular component: MutLalpha complex. The record is from RefSeq and is a predicted model, not a curated record. The coding region runs from base 1 to 3297 and encodes 1098 amino acids. Gene Ontology annotation, molecular function: mismatched DNA binding; ATP binding; ATP hydrolysis activity. The transcript has 16 exons. Gene Ontology annotation, biological process: mismatch repair. NCBI's taxonomy places the organism in Eukaryota, Fungi, Basidiomycota, Pucciniomycetes, Pucciniales, Pucciniaceae.